AGCUGCAUAUAUAUAUUUUUCAGUGAUCAUUUCAUAGCUGCAUUCACACAUACCCCACGGCGUUCUGCGACGAACCUUCCCUCUCCUUUUUCGGUUAUUGUCAGCGCUUUUAGCUGCAGUUGCUUUCAGUUAACGAAAGCGCAGGUGUCUGGCAUCUGAGGGAAAGCAAAAAAGGGAAAACAGCGUGGUUUUUUUUUUUAGAGCGUUCGCCACGCGCAGUGCAUAAAGUAAGAUCGCUUCACACUUUCUGUUGAGCUACUUUGCGCGUCACUCCACCGUAUUGCCGUUGAGUACUUAGAGGGAAGGAGCAAAGUCAUUCUUCCUCCUCCUCUUCCUCCGUCUUUUACACGCCUGUGCAUCGCGUCUCACGUUGUGAAGUUUACUUCGCUGUUCUCCUUUCCUGUUCGUUGACUUCGCUUUCGUAUUCUGUCCUUCUUUUAAGAAAGGAAAAUAAAAUAGUCACAUCCGAAUUCAACUCUCCUCGUUAUGUUCUUUUGGAUGGUUUUGGCGUUGUUGGUCGCCGUUGCGAUAGUCAUAACCCCCGCCGGUAGGUUUGCGGUGGCCAAGGCACAGGUCUACGCACAUGGAGCGAAGUUCAUGUUUCAGGCAAAAGACCUGCCGAAGGUGUUUCGCGGGUCCAACUACAUGCGCAUGGAGGCGGUAGGGAACUACAGCGGCGGAAAGCGCACCAUUCGGCUCGUGUUCAUCCGACAUGGGCAGUCGGUGUGGAACUCGCUCUUCAACUCGAUUAAUGUUGGGCUGCCUUUGCGCAUGGUCAAGGCGUCGAUUCGGGAGUUUACGUACUUCUUCACGGACCCCUUCGCCUCGUGCAUCAUCGACUCGCCUCUCAGCAGCAAAGGCAAGACGGAGGCGGUGGACCUGGUCAGCUUCAUGCGCACCGCGAAAACGAAGAUCUCGUUUGACCCGACGGUGUCGGUGAUCGCGUCGAGCAAUUUGCGCCGCGCGAUGGAAACGGCGAUCGUCGGCGUGGCGCCGCGUCUGACGGUGACGAAGGAGCGCGUCGUGGUGGACUCCACCCUGCAGGAAGGCUCGCAGAACAUCGACGCGCAGACCUUCUCGACCGAAAGGGGCAAAAUUGCCCCGUGCACUAUGGGCACCAUCACGGAUCCAGCGAAGCUGGGCACUGUGUUCAAUGCGUACCUGAACGCAGGCAACCGUGUCGCCGGCGUAGAUGUGUACCAGCGCAUGGACGAGUUCAUUAUGCACCUCUUUGGUGGUCGCGGGGAUGCGAGUUUGACGCCGGCGGCCGGUGGCGGUAAUGCAGCGCUGCAGGAGGUGAUCGUCGUGGGCCACAGCGGCUACUUCCGCAGCUUCUUUACGCGGUUCCUGCCUCCCUCCUCGACCCACGUCUCCAAGAAGAAAAAGAUGCAGAACUGCGCGGUGGUCUCGCUAGAUAUUACGCGAGACCAGAACAGCGGUGAGGUUGUGGUGGAUGAGUCGACGAUUCGGGUUCUCUACAAGGGAUUCAAGUAG
Leptomonas pyrrhocoris is the source of this 1494-nucleotide messenger RNA. RefSeq lists its product as hypothetical. The record is from RefSeq and is a predicted model, not a curated record. Gene Ontology annotation, cellular component: cytoplasm; cytosol. The transcript has a single exon. Lineage: Eukaryota; Euglenozoa; Kinetoplastea; Trypanosomatida; Trypanosomatidae. Bases 487 to 1494 code for a protein of 335 amino acids. Gene Ontology annotation, molecular function: phosphatase activity.